AUGGGAGACCUGUCAAGGGUGGAAGUCAUCUUGUCCCAGGGAGGGACGGACAUAAACUGUAAAGACAAGAUUGGUAGGACACCGGUGAUGUGGGCAGCUGGCAAUGGACAUAAAGAGGUGGUUGAGUUACUUGUGAGUAAAGGAGCAAAGGUGUCAAUUGUCGAUAGAUGCGGUAACAGCAUCCUUCACUCCGCCGGUCGGGGAGGAGAUGUAGAGGUUGUGCAGUAUGUCCUUUCACAUGACAUGGUAGAUAUCAAUGGUAGAGGAAGUUGUAGGAGAACACCGGUGAUGCUGGCAGCAGAGAAAGGACAUAUAGCAAUUGUUAAGCUACUUGUGGAUAAAGGUGGUGAUAUGUCACUCGUGGAUAAAAGACAUGAGAACAUCCUUCACUUGGCCUGUUUAUGUGGACAGAUAGAGGUUGUGAAGUAUGUCCUCUCACAGGACAUAGUUGACAUCAACAGCAGAGGGCGGAAGAGGAAGACUCCUGUUAUGCUGGCAGCAAGAAACGGACACAAAGAAGUGGUAGAGUUACUCGUUAAAAAAGGAGCUGAUUUGUCACUAGCAUAUAAUGCUGCUGGUAGCAACGUCCUUCACGUGGCCUGUUUUAAAGGCCAUGUGGAUGUGGUGAAGUAUUUGCUCUCACAGGACACAGUGGACGUUAACAGCAGAGGGUGGAAGAAGCGAACACCAAUGAUGAGGGCAGCAGAAAAGGGACACAAAGAAAUAGUAGAGUUACUCGUAAAUAAAGGAGCUGAUUUGUCACUAGCAUAUAAUACUGCUGGUAGCAACGUCCUUCAUUUGGCCUGUUUUAAUGGCCAUGUGGAUGUGGUGAAGUAUUUGCUCUCACAGGACACACUGAACGUUAACAGCAGAGGAUUAAUGAAGCGAACACCGAUGAUGAGGGCAGCAGAAAAAGGACAUAAAGAAGUAGUAGAGUUACUCGUAAGUAAAGGAGCUGAUGCGUCACUCGUGGAUAAAAGCGGUAACAACAUCCUUCACUUAGCCUGUCAGAGGGGACAGAUGGAGGUGGUGAAGUAUAUCGUCUCCAAAGUUAUUGUUGACGUCAACGCCAAGAAUAAGAAACGUAAAACAGCAGCCAACAUAGCAUCAUCACAGGGACGAGGAGACUUGAUGGAUCUUCUUGUGUCACAUGGUGCUCACAUGUCCUAG
Haliotis rufescens (red abalone) is the source of this 1170-nucleotide messenger RNA. Its product is annotated as ankyrin repeat domain-containing protein 50-like. The record is from RefSeq and is a predicted model, not a curated record. Lineage: Eukaryota; Metazoa; Mollusca; Gastropoda; Lepetellida; Haliotidae. The coding region runs from base 1 to 1170 and encodes 389 amino acids. Gene Ontology annotation, molecular function: protein binding. The transcript has a single exon.